Molecule: messenger RNA, 465 nt
Organism: Nicotiana attenuata
Lineage: Eukaryota; Viridiplantae; Streptophyta; Magnoliopsida; Solanales; Solanaceae
Exons: 2
Coding region: 1-465 (154 amino acids)
Source: RefSeq, a predicted model, not a curated record
AUGGAAAUUCUAUAUCUUUAUGAGGUAUCUGGACAGUUAGUAAAUAACAGCAAAUCAGCUAUUUAUAUGCAUCACUUGACAGAUUUGGAGAUAGUAAGAAAAGUGAAGAGGAUAACUGGUAUUGGAAGGCAAGAUUUUCCAUUUACAUACCUUGGAUGUCCCAUUUUUUAUGCUAGAAGAAAGCUGGAAUAUUAUCAAGGUAUCAUCAAUAAAGUACUUGAGAAGCUGCAAACAUGGAAAGGUAAAUUACUGUCAAUAGGAGGCAGAGCAGUAUUGAUAUCAAAUGUGCUUCAAAGUAUGCCAAUACACCUACUUUCAGCAGUAAAUCCUCCCAAGUAUGUGAUAACUAGAUUACAUAAGAUAUUUGCUCAAUUCUUCUGGAGUAGUGCAGUUGGAGUAAUAGUUCCCAUGGAGGAGAGGAUCACAUAUUUGGAGGAAGAUGUUGGAAUGCAGGGGCAUAAUUGA